Trichoplusia ni (cabbage looper) is the source of this 983-nucleotide messenger RNA. RefSeq names its product cilia- and flagella-associated protein 299-like. The transcript is spliced from 4 exons. The record is from RefSeq and is a predicted model, not a curated record. NCBI's taxonomy places the organism in Eukaryota, Metazoa, Arthropoda, Insecta, Lepidoptera, Noctuidae. The coding region runs from base 132 to 848 and encodes 238 amino acids.
ACUUUUAAAAUACUCCAAAUUCUCGUCACCUCUGGCGCUGUCAAUUUGUAACUGAGCUUUUGAGAUGAAAAUUUAUUUUUGACUUUUACAUUAGAUUAUUUUUUUAUAGAUUUUUUUAUUAAUCCUUAAAAAUGGCGAUGGCAGAGAAGAAAAACGAAUACGCGCCGGGGAUAGAAGCCGACAGAAAAUUGCUUCACUUCGAGACGUGGGAGGACUAUUUGGAUUCGCUCAUAGAAAUCGCUGAUCUCAGGAAUUUGAGGAGCAUAGCAUCUGCCAGAACUAUCGCGGCUCUUGGAUACAGGGCCUAUGGUGACACGUUGACUGAGAGGGAAUUCUACAACCGUCGUGAAGUCAUACAUGAGAUCGUGUACCCUAAAGGCAAGCCGUAUGUGCUGGUCAGCGAGGGAGCCAACUUAAAUGACUCCUUCAAUAGGGAACUAGCUGUCAGAGAACGAGCUAACAGAGUGGGCUUGCUACAGUCCAUAAUCUUCAUCCGCCACUUCACGAAGGGUGGUUUCGAGAUAUCAGGCUACAUCGACUACGCGCACAGACUCAUAUCUGAGAACUGGACCCCGUUCUUCAAGGGAGGCAAGAUGCUGUGGCCCAGGGACAAUGAUCUCGGAUACUAUCACUGGCGUCAUGGAACCGUUCGCAGUAAUAUUAGCAGGAAUUAUAAGCCAGUUAUGGAUCCAGACAGAGGGUUGCUAUUCCAAAACCGUCACGACCACAAGAUCAUUUGUCCCGAUCCCCAACAGGACCCGGGGCAGAACACCACCAAGCAAAGAAUAAACUCACCGAGAUACACUCAGAUCGAACUAUACGACCAUGUUGUAAGGAGAAGAAGUUGAUAUGUGCUAGCGAAACUAGUAAAGUGUCCGCGCUAUGCUAGGAGGCGACCCAAUGCGCUAUGUGAGCGAUGAAAGAUCAAAGAGUUUCUUUGUUUUGAAAAACGACUCCGUAUUAAGGAAUUUUAAUCUUCGUGU